This is a messenger RNA of Gadus morhua (Atlantic cod), 1570 nucleotides long. RefSeq names its product transmembrane protein 154 (gene tmem154). NCBI's taxonomy places the organism in Eukaryota, Metazoa, Chordata, Actinopteri, Gadiformes, Gadidae. The record is from RefSeq and is a predicted model, not a curated record. Bases 152 to 700 code for a protein of 182 amino acids. The transcript has 7 exons.
UCACAUCCGAGGGAGUUAUCUGACUGUGGGUGUGUGCCUCUUUAGUGGUGGUGUUUUUUUCCUUUUUCUAUCUCUCGUUUAGGUGAGUCAAAGCAAAUCAGGAAGUAUGAGGCCAUGACAGUGGAGAGAAACGUAGACACACAAUGGCACCAUGUCUGCUUUUACCGCUGCUUAUGUAAGGCGAGGUCCCAGGGAGAUGAGACCUGUGCUACUGUUGCUGUUACUGGCCAGUCUGGCCGGAACAGGUCAGUUUGAUGAUAACUCCGAUGCCCCUGAAGGCGAAGAGGAAGAAGUCACCACUAACGACCAAUCCUUCCCGGCAAGCGGUGAAUCAGAGGAUGACCAAGGUCCUAUGACAACUGAAUCAUCUCAAGACCAAACGAAUGUCACGUUGACACCAGAGGAUCAAGAUAUGUUGAACAACAGUGACGCCGCUGAACCCCUGGAUGAGGGUCUUAGCUUCACCAUCAUCCUGGUCCCCGUGGUGCUGGUGGUGGUCAUCAUAGGCAUGAUUGUGUGUGGCAUCGCCAUGAGCCGCAAGUGGAAUCAGAAGAUGACCACAUCAGAUAAAACAAAUGAUUCAUAUAUGCAAGCAAGCAGCACAGAGAAGGUACCAAUGCCUAUGUUUGACGAUGACAUCCCCUCCGUGCUGGAGCUCGAGAUGGAGGACAUGGACCAAUGGGUCGAGAAUAAUGCCUAACGAAAAUAAAAACUGCUGACACCAUCCCUCCCUGGAAAUGUAUUUACCGAAAAACAUUCUCUUUUCAAGCAAGGACCCACUGUUACCUAUAUAUAUCACCAAUACCUAUUUCAGUCAAUACCUUGAAUAUGCAAAUAACUAGACAACAUAAUAAUGCCUUUUAUGAAUUUUUGAAUUUUCCAUUCACUCAGUUUUGUACUUGUUUGUCUGUUCCUUGUUUAUUUAUUGUUUUCUAUGUGUCCGUUGCCUUUUUGUAUUUGGCUGUCCAUGCUAAUUGCAUGGAACUGCACAUGUGACGUCUGCGUAUGAUACUAUUAGUUUGGAAAAAGUCUGACUGUAAGUAAGUCUUAAUCUUCUAUUUUCUGCUUCAAAGAUUGUUUUAUCCAAUAAACUAUGACUAGAAUUAAUUAUUGUGAUGGAUAAUAAUUAAUAAAUGUAAUGAUUGGUAAACAAAAAACAAAUACAUAAAAAUAGUGGUAUUUUUUACAAUGCGUAGGCAAUAUGUAAAUCUAGAAUUUUCCAAACAGUGCUUCAUUCUGGCUCAACUGGUUUGUAUGUUGGUGAGACUGAGAACCACAUUAUUCCAUGAUGGAUUGGAUUGAAAAACAAAACAAAAAAACUAAAGAGGAGAAAGACUGCACGAAGUCGUAAUUUGUUGCAUUGAAACUAAUAUAAUUUAUGUCAGAAAUGUUAGAUUGGCCGGAUUUCUACAACACAAUGUAACGUACAAAAAAUCAUUUGCAUAUUUAAAAUGUCGGAGCCGAGUUUGUUGGCCGAACUUUUAACUCUUUAUCUUCAAAGAUACGCCCCGAUGAGACAUACAUCUAUUGUUUAAUAUCUGGAAAUAUUAAUAAAUAAAUAAAUAUAUAA